This is a messenger RNA of Siniperca chuatsi (mandarin fish), 3805 nucleotides long. RefSeq names its product chondroadherin-like b (gene chadlb). The record is from RefSeq and is a predicted model, not a curated record. Gene Ontology annotation, molecular function: protein binding. Gene Ontology annotation, cellular component: extracellular matrix. The coding region runs from base 338 to 2653 and encodes 771 amino acids. The transcript has 11 exons. NCBI's taxonomy places the organism in Eukaryota, Metazoa, Chordata, Actinopteri, Centrarchiformes, Sinipercidae.
GGAAGCUGUAAACAGAAUAAGAAAGCUGAGAUGAAUCUUCCAACUUCAGUGGAGAUUGAACAGACAUUGCAAUAAGGUGAAAUGGCUAAAUAACUUUUCAUUUUGAAGCGAACUAUUCCUUUAACAGGCUCAUCGGAGCAGUGGGACUCUAGAGGUGGAAGUUGGAGGUGUGUGUGUGUGUUUUUGUCGGGGCGGAGUAUCAGUGAAUGAAGGGAUAAACGGAGUUUGUUUUGGAUGGGGGACAGCCGGGGGAAGAGCAGCAGAGGGAGCAGAGACCGUGAGAGAGUCAGCGGCCAGUAAACGACCAGCAGCUGGACGGAACCACGACGAAACCACGAUGUACUCCCAGCUCUGUCCGGACACCCUGCUGCUCAGCCUGCUGCUCCUCUGCAUCCCUGCGGCACACACAGCAAAAUGUCCGCAGCAGUGCGUCUGCGACCAGAUCCAGCUCACUGUGACUUGCGUCAACAAGAACCUGACCCAAGUUCCUCCCACUGUUGAUGAGAUCACUGUGAAAUUAGAUCUUCGAGGCAAUGACAUCCAGGAACUUCCUACAGGGGCUUUCAAACACACUCCCUACCUGACUCACCUGUCGCUGCAGCGCUGCAACAUCCGUAGGGUGAAGGAGGGGGCUUUCCGCGGCCUCGGUCGCUUGGUCUUCCUCAACCUGGCCACCAACAACAUUGAGAUCCUCUACCAGGAGUCAUUCGACGGCCUGUCUUCGCUGAAGCAGCUUAUGAUUGACCGUAACCGUGUGGAAGAGAUCCAGCCUGGAGCUUUCUCUCAGCUCGGCUUCCUCAACCUGCUCUCCCUUACACACAACCAGCUAGUCUACAUCCCCAACAUGGCCUUCCAGGGCUUGCAGAACAUCAAAUGGCUUCGUCUUAGUCACAACUCUCUGAACUACCUGGACACUGAGGCCUUCGCUGGUCUGUUCACACUCACCCGUCUCAGUCUGGACCACAACGAGCUGCAAUUCUUCCCCACUGACACCAUGACCAGACUGCCAGAGGUGACCCGUCUUGAUCUGAGCUACAACCCAAUGACUUACCUCGGAGAGGAGGUGGUGUCCAUGGCCAAACUGACCCACCUCUUCCUGGACCACAUGUCCCUGCAGGACCUGGCCAACACAGCCGUAUCGAAAUCUCCCAGCCUCAUUCACCUGGACAUCAGCUAUAACCAGCUGCGUGUCAUCCAGCCCUUUUCUGAAGGGUCACCCAAGCUGGCACGCCUCAACCUGGCUGGGAAUCCCAUCUACUGCAACUGCUACCUGCGCCCACUCAGGGAGUGGGCGAUCCGUAGCAAGGUGAAGCUAAUGGGGACAUGUGGAGGACCGGCCCAUCUGUCAGGAGAGAACCUGGAGGCCGUUUACCCUCCCGAGCUGCGCUGUCAGAGCCAGGAGGCCAUGUUGAAGGCAGAGUUGGAGGAGGCAACAAGGAUCACGCCACCACCCACUGAAGAGCCAGAGAACAAGGUCAAGUGUCCUGCUAACUGUGCCUGUGAGGCUGAGACGCACCACUCCUCAUGUGAGAACCGCGGUCAUACCAAAAUUCCUCUGGGUUUCUCUCCCAACACGCGUCUCCUUGACCUGCGUGGCAACCACUUCCACUACAUCCCUAGCAACAGCUUCCCCGGUGUUGCCCAGGUCGUGUCCCUACAUCUGCAACGUUGCAAGAUUGUGGAUGUGGAGGGCGGGGCUUUCAGUGGAAUGAAGGGACUGAUCUACCUGUACCUGUCAGAGAAUGACCUCACUUCUCUCAGCCCUGACGCCUUUAAAGGCCUCCCUCAGCUGACUUACCUCCACCUGGAGAAGAACCGCUUCACCGGUUUCCCUAAAGGAGCCUUUAAACUGGUGCCCAGCCUGCUGGCGCUUCAUUUGGAGAAUAACGCCAUCACCAAGCUGCAGCCCGACAUCUUGACCGGAGCUGAGGGCCUCAGAGCCCUCUACCUCACUGGGAACGCCAUUGAUCAUGUGUCACCCAGGGGUCUGGACCAGGCCAAUGACCUUGACACACUCCACCUGGGAGGGAACAAGCUGAAGGAGGUGCCCACUGAAGCGCUGAGCAAGGCAGGAAACCUCAGAGACCUGAGGCUAUCUGGGAAUUCAAUUCGCUGGGUGGGGCCAAAUGCUUUUAGACCACUGCAGAGGUCACUGAAGGAGCUGUAUCUGGAUAACAUGGGACUGGAGAAGAUGUCACAGAACUCCCUGGCAGGUCUGGGUCCAGGGUUGAGGAGUCUCUUCCUGGAGGGCAACCAGCUGGAGGAGGUGCCUAACCUCCACCCUCUCACUUCUUUGGAGGUCAUCAACCUCGCCGACAACCCUCUGAUGUGUGACUGCCCUCUGCUGCCGUUACGCAUGUGGAUUGAGAAAGUCAACCUGAAGGUACGGGCCACCUGUGCCAAUCCCCCUGAGCUGAAGGGUCGCAGGGUCAAGGACGUCCACAUCUUCAAAGCCUGCCCCGGAGGCGAGAGCCUCCCCUCUGCCGUCACCCCAAAGCCCGCCAAGGCACCCAAGGCAACCAAACCCAAACCAAUGCACCUCAACGGCCUUCAGCAGGUCAAAAUACUCAAAGCCAAAUCCAAACUUCGCAAAAGUCCCAACACAAAACCAGCAGCAGCCAAGAAAACCACCAAGAGACGCAGCAUGGCCUGAACCUGCUGCCUUUUGUACUGAUGUUUUGAGACAACUAAACUGGCAACGGUUGAAGAUUGAGGUUAAACCAUGGAUUUAACUCUCUAAAACUCUAACCUCUGCUGACUUUAAAAGCUGUAGAUGUUGAUGCUGUUUCACAUCUCCUGCCAGCCAGUUUUUUUUUUCUCCUCUUUGCUGUCUAAUCAAUACAGUGUUAAAAAAGGUCAAAACAAUUUUUAUUUUAUUUUUUUAUCAUCCAGGGAACCUACACUGAGCACAUAUGCUCUUUGUCAGCACUGCCCUGGUUCACAUUCACAGCAUUAGAUACACAUUCCAUCUUAUCAGGCUCCUCAGCAGCUCUGUUGGACGUUUUAGCAUCUUGAAGUGAAUGUCAUUAGCUUGUUACUUGCUUGAAAAUGUUUUUGGCUUUAAGCUACUUAUCCUUAACCACUAAACCACAACUGUAGAAUGUACUCAAUUCACUGAAUUUCAAGUCCCAUUUGUAAAGAUACCUUGAGACAACAUUCAAAUCAGCAAGUUGAGGAACAGUAUUUUUUUUAAAUCAAUGAUUUCAUAUUUACAAAAAAGAAUACAUGUGGAUAUAAAACAGGAAAAAAUAAAAUACAACAAACACUUGUAUGCAGUGUCAAACCAGAAUGAUCAAACAUUAAGACCUUCAGAGUCAUAUUUACAGGUUUGUGUUACAACAUAGAGGAAGUGAGGUAGUUUUAAAACUGGCUAAGCUGGUCAUUGUGAUCCACAUGCAUGUUGUCAUUAAGGUGUAUAAAAUAUUUAAAGUAAUGACCCUUAAGAUUUUCAUAAAAUCAAACCCUGUUUUUAAUACUAUUUAUGAUCAGCAUUUUUCAGCAAUAGCUAUUCUGUGCAUUUAUAUUCUAUAAUUCUCUAUAUAGUAGUUUUUAAAUUGGUAGUGGCGGAGUCCACCAUUCUUGCUCUGGAUUCAAAUUGUCUAUCGAAGCCAAACAGAUUCACAGGAAACAUGCUUGCAUGUAAUCCACUGUUAGUGUUUGUAAUUUUAUCUCAAAAAUAUCUGCCUCACUGUUUACUGUUCAGUCUCCCACAGCCGUAUCUGGGCUGUAUUAAGUUAAUGCUAAUGCAAACCCACCAUUUCCUACUGCUGCUAGAUCACAUUAAAAGUGUUCAUCUGGCGAAAAA